AUGGCGUCAGAGGAUGUGAAGCUGUUGGGUUUCGACCGGCUUUUGGAUCAGUUAACCCAGAUUGAAGCUAACUGGCUGGGGAGAAUGGAGGAUACGCCGGCUUCCAAAGCGGCGAUCGAGUCAAUGCCGACCAUCGAGAUUCUCGAUUCCCAUAUCGAAAUCGAACCCCAUUGUGCCAUUUGUAAAGAGCCCUUCGAGCUCGGAAACGAGGCCCGAGAAAUGCCCUGCAACCAUUUAUACUACUCUGAUUGUAUUCUCCCACUGUCUUUGCGCAAUUCCUGCCCCGUUUGCCGCCACCAACUCCCCACCGACACCCCAAACUCUGGCGACUUAAACACCACCAACCGCCCUUCUUCAAACGAACAACAACCUUCCGAUGACGAGACCAUGGGACUAACAAUCUGGAGGUUACCCGGUGACGGGUUCGCCGUGGGGCGGUUUUCCGAUGGGAGAAGAGAGCUUUCUCUUGUGUACACUGAAAUGGAUUGUGGGUUUAACAACAAUGGUGCGAUUGCCGGAAUACAGAGUGAAACGGUGGCUUUGACCAAAAUGUCAACCUAA
Ipomoea triloba (trilobed morning glory) is the source of this 561-nucleotide messenger RNA. Its product is annotated as E3 ubiquitin-protein ligase RDUF2-like. The record is from RefSeq and is a predicted model, not a curated record. The transcript is spliced from 2 exons. NCBI's taxonomy places the organism in Eukaryota, Viridiplantae, Streptophyta, Magnoliopsida, Solanales, Convolvulaceae. Bases 1 to 561 code for a protein of 186 amino acids. Gene Ontology annotation, molecular function: ubiquitin protein ligase activity. Gene Ontology annotation, cellular component: cytoplasm. Gene Ontology annotation, biological process: protein ubiquitination.